AUGGUAAACGUAUCCCAGUCACAGUCGAAUAUCACAGAAGUGCAGACUGAGGCUUCACUGCGGAUAAUUAUUAUUUCUACCAUGUCUACAAUUCCAUCUUUCAUUUUUCUCUACAUCAAUGGUGUGAUGCUGUUCACUCUGAGGAGUAAGCCGGUGUUUUGUGACACCUGCCGUUACAUCUUUCUGUAUAACCUUCUUCUUGCAGACACUGUUCAGCUGGCUCAGAGUCAGGUUCAGUUCUUACUCUCUGUUUGUAAAGUAAAGUUGGCAUAUUCUUUGUGCACUGCUCUCAGCAUGCUCGCCAAUCUCACGACUGGGAUUUCCCCCCUCACUCUGGUAGUAAUGCCUUUGGAGAGAUAUGUAGCUGUGUGCUUCCCACUGAGGCACGCUUCCAUCAUCACCGUCAGAAACACAACCGUGACUGUCGUUGCCAUUUGGGCUGUGAGUUCACUGAACAAUCUCACCCGUGUUCUCUUGUUUUUACAGUUUCCAUUUAAAGAGGCGGAGAGGUUACAGAUUAAAGACCUUUGUUCCAACAUAGCUUUAGCUCUUGGCUCUCUGACUGCGGAGUAUGACAAGGCUUACACUUGUGUUCUGUUUGUAUCAGCUGGUGUGGCUGCCACCUUCUCCUACAUCGGUGUCAUCAUCGCAGCCAGGUCGGUCUCCACGGAUAAAGCUUUAGCUCGUAAGGCUCGUAACACACUUCUACUGCAUCUGGUGCAGCUGGGCCUCAGUUUGUCCUCAACCAUUAAUAACCCAUUAAUCAUAGCUCUGUCAAAAGUUCUGACAAGGACAGCCUUUCUGUGGGUCCAGAAUAUUUUUUACGUUUGCUUUAUAAUUUUCCCCAGAUGUCUGAGUUCUCUCAUUUAUGGGCUGAGAGAUCAGACUAUCAGACCUGUUCUCGUGUACCAUCUUUUUUGUAACCUGAAGGCUAAAAUCAGUGGCUGA
Messenger RNA from Nematolebias whitei (Rio pearlfish), 948 nucleotides. RefSeq names its product odorant receptor 131-2-like. Gene Ontology annotation, molecular function: G protein-coupled receptor activity. The coding region runs from base 1 to 948 and encodes 315 amino acids. The transcript has a single exon. NCBI's taxonomy places the organism in Eukaryota, Metazoa, Chordata, Actinopteri, Cyprinodontiformes, Rivulidae. Gene Ontology annotation, biological process: G protein-coupled receptor signaling pathway. Gene Ontology annotation, cellular component: membrane. The record is from RefSeq and is a predicted model, not a curated record.